This is a messenger RNA of Henningerozyma blattae CBS 6284, 1152 nucleotides long. RefSeq names its product Cwp1p (gene CWP1). The record is from RefSeq and is a predicted model, not a curated record. The transcript has a single exon. Lineage: Eukaryota; Fungi; Ascomycota; Saccharomycetes; Saccharomycetales; Saccharomycetaceae. Bases 1 to 1152 code for a protein of 383 amino acids.
AUGAGAUUAAAUUCAUUAGUUUUGACAGCAAUUAUUGCUGGUGCAGAAAUUGUUUGGGCUGACUCAAUGGAAUUUGGCUUACUGGCAAUCAAAUCAGGUUCCUCUACUAAGUAUGCAAAUGUUUAUUCAGAUAAUGGUAAAUUAUAUUUUGGUUCAACUGAUAGUGCUCUAACUGCCGUUGUUACUGAUUCUGGUAAACUAAAAUUGAGUAAUAAAAAGUAUGUCAUUGUUGACAGAAAUGGACUCUGGAGUGAAACUAAAGAUUUCAAGAAAGCUUCAUUCGGUUUUGCAAUUCAAAAUGGGUGCUUAACCUAUUCAGGCAAAAACGAAUUCUACUCCGUUAGAGAUAUAAUGGGCAGAAAGAAAUACUACGGUUCCAGUUCUGCCAGUGACAGUGAUGAUUCAAAGGAUCACUAUACAAGCAGUAGUAGUGACAGCAAUUCUGAUAGUGGCCAUGAAACCAGUAAAGAUAAACAAUCUGGUUCUAGUAGUGAUAGUUCUGAUGAUGAAAAAUCUGACAAGGAUGAUUAUUAUGACAAAUAUAAUGGUGAUCGUAAAGGUAAACAUAAGAAUGGUAAGCACAAUCACACUGACGGAUAUUCCUCCGGAUCUGAUAACGAUAAUGAUAAUUAUAAACAUGAUUCGCACAGUGACGAUGAUGAUUAUCAUAAUUACAAAGUGGAUACCACCAAAGUUAAAAGAAGCAAAGCUAAACGAGAUGCUACAGAGACUACCACUGAUACUACUGCAAACAAAGUUGCUAAAGGAAAAGCCAGAACUAAAAAUUACAGAGUGUCUGCCAAAGAUGAUGGAGCAUCUGCUAACGUCAAAUUAAAAGUGAUGGCUUCUCAUGAUACUGUAAUUUCUGACUUUAUUCCAUAUAACAAGAUUCAUUUGAAAGGGAAACAAGAUGAUACAUUUUCAAAUUAUUCAAACUCUAGUGUCAUGAACAUGACAAUGCCAGUAAAUGAGGAAGACUCUGCUGAGAAUUCCGAUAUUAAAUCUGAUAAUGGAAAUGUUCAAGGUACUAAAUCAGAUUAUAAACAUAAAGUUCAUAAAGACUCUAAUGGAGCAAACAAGCUAUUGAAUGACGGGAUUAGCGUUACAGCUGCUAGUAUGUUUGCUGCUGUUGUUGCAGCUAUGUUAAUUUGA